UGUGCCACAGCACAUGGGUUGGACAUCACUGCACUGAACUUCAAGGGUGUGGUACUGAAAAAAUGAUCAAAAUUGAUAGAAAUGUAAUUCUUCAGUUUUACAUCCUUGCUGAACUCAUAACUCCAAGAUUGACGUCAUUUAUGAAUUGCCCUUCUUGUGUUAUUUGUUCAAUAACCGCAAAGUUUCCCAAAUUCAUUGAAACUUUUUAUUUACAAUUUUCCUCUAAAAUUUGAAAAUUUUAAAGCUUAUUACCUGAAUCCUUUUACAAUCCAAAACUUUCUUGUAUAAAACAUCCCAAACAAAAGAACUUAAGAUUAAUCCAGAUUGGACAUUCCAGGACCAAAGAGGGUUAUCCCACCAAAAGUUGUGAAUACUUCAACAGGACCUUCAAAUUUGAGCAAGAUGAAUCAAUUCCAGCAGUCAUCAUUCGGGGAGAUGGACCUGCUCCGCUUCAUGUUUGAGCUUAAUCAUCAGUCAGUUGAUCCAGUCAGCCUACAGCAAAUGAUUUUCGAGCAUCAAAUGAGGAACCAGCUACAUUAUGCAGCCUUAACACCACCACCAGAACCACGACUAGCAUCACCAAUUGCUGACUCCUUUAAAUCCAACUUGAUGACAACUUCAACACCAGGAAAUGUGAAAAUCAACGAAAGUCAAAUCCCAGAACCAAAAAUCAUUUUUAAUUACGCGCCAAGCAAAACACCGGAACCUGAAAGAAUCGACUUGACACCGGACACGACAACAAUUCAUGACAUUGAGGAUGCAAAUGAAGAUUAUUUGGAAAAUGAUCCAGAAAAGUUGAGGAAAUUGCUGUUUUCAGAAAAGAUCACGGAAUGGUGUGGAUCAACAAUUUACCAUAACAUGCCAGACAUAGCGAUGCUUGAGUACGACAGGAUGUUACGUGACAAUCACAUCAUGAAAGUGGAAGUGAUUAACAAUAUUCAUGAGGAAAUUCCAAUUAAUUACGACUACAACCCAAACAAGUCAAGAAUCCGCACAAAUUAUGGAAAUCCAUCAAUUGCUGAAGGACGGACAAAGAACAACAUUGCAAGCCGUCGAUCCAGACAGAGGAAGAAGUUCCAGCAACACAUUUUGCAAUAUUCAGUUGAAUAUGAUGAAGAUGACAAUUUUUUGAUGGGCAAGCAGGAGAAGUGGUUGAGAGCAAUUGUUGAAAAUUUAGAGAGUAAAAUUGUGGCUCAAAAGGGGGUCGAAGGGGUUCAGGAGAUUAAAAAGUUGAGAAAGAAGUCAGGAUUUAUGUGAAACUUUGUGGAAAUGAUAAAAAGCAAAUGUACUUAAAAUUGAAAUUUGAAUGAAUAAAGAAUUUAUUAGCUUAGGGGCUGUUCUUAAAUGACGUCCUUCGAAAAUGAGUUUUUA
This is a messenger RNA of Chironomus riparius, 1371 nucleotides long. The record is from the annotation of a GenBank genome assembly. Lineage: Eukaryota; Metazoa; Arthropoda; Insecta; Diptera; Chironomidae.